This is a messenger RNA of Daphnia pulex (common water flea), 2870 nucleotides long. Its product is annotated as nuclear factor NF-kappa-B p105 subunit-like. Gene Ontology annotation, molecular function: protein binding; DNA binding; DNA-binding transcription factor activity. The transcript is spliced from 19 exons. Gene Ontology annotation, cellular component: cytoplasm. Bases 204 to 2846 code for a protein of 880 amino acids. Gene Ontology annotation, biological process: cellular response to stress; regulation of DNA-templated transcription; response to cytokine. Lineage: Eukaryota; Metazoa; Arthropoda; Branchiopoda; Diplostraca; Daphniidae. The record is from RefSeq and is a predicted model, not a curated record.
AGGCUUAAGAUUGCGCUAGCAGUGCUCAAUUUGCCUAUAAAACUUUGUAACUUAGUGAAAGGUUCCAGUUUGAAACUGUCUGUUUUUAAUAUUACACGCAAAUCGAAAUAACUUUCAGAUUUUUACUAAUUCGUUUGCGUUGACUUCAUUUGAGAAUUCUUUCGUGUAUUCAAGCAUGAUUAUUAAAAUUGAAAUCAUGAAGAAUGCAUCACCCAAUUGGUAGCAGCCCUUACUCACCUGAAUCAACACAUUCCUCAAGUCCUCAGAUAUGCCAAAGCUUCUUCAGAGGAAACUUUCCUAUGAUGUGUACCUCAUCGAACAGUACCUACGUGGAAUAUUCUCUCAGUUCAACUGUUAUCAGACCAGGCAGACCAUCUCCAUGUUUAUUUAUACUUAAUCAACCACAGGGAAAGUUUCGUUUUCGUUAUGCCUCUGAAAUGACUGGAACACAUGGAUGUCUUAUGGCUGAAAGCAAGGAAUGGAACAAAAAACAAAAUAUUCGCGUUCAAUUGGAAGGCUGUCCAGAUCGAGAAGCUAUUAUUCGUUGUACAUUUGUUACAAACACUUCAAUACCUGUUCCACAUGCUCAUCGUCUUGGAGGGAAAGAAAACUCCAAUAAGGAUAAUGGUAACGAAGGAGAAUACCAAGAAAUCGUAGUCUCUGCUAAAAACGAAUGGACUGCAACUUUCUCCGGUUUAAUAAUCAUCCACACAUUGAAAAAACAAGUCCCUGAGGUAAUUUUAAGGCGUUUGAUAAAUGAAAUGGGGAAUGCACCCAUAAAUCGUAACCAACGGCAACAGUUGAAGGAUGAAGCAGAUAAGAUAGCCAAUACAAUGGAUCUUCACUCAGUUAAACUAAAGUUUGAAGCCUUUGUGGAACAAAACGGUUUUCGUGAACAGAUCUGCCCACCUCAAUAUUCCCAAGCUAUCCACAAUUUAAAAAGCACUCAUGCUGGAGACUUACGCAUUGUUCGAAUAGAUAAGGUCUGUGGUUGUUGUACGGGACAGGAAGAGAUUUUCAUCUUCGUCGAGAAAGUCAAUAAAAAGGACAUAAAAAUUCGUUUCUUCGAGACAGAUGAAAAUGAGCAAGAAAUCUGGCAUGCAUUUGCCGACUUUUCUGAAUUGGAUGUGCAUCAUCAAUUUGCUAUCGCAUUCAAGACUCCCGCUUAUCAAGAUCCGAAUAUUCAAUCAGAUGUGACUGUUCAGUUCCAGUUAUAUCGGCCCAGCAAUCAAUCUACCAGUGAAGCCAAAUCUUUCACCUAUACUCCAAGAGAGAGAGUUGGUGCAAAGCGACCAUACCCAGAUAGGCCGUCGACAUCACCGAAUAUAGUCAAAGAUAUUGGACAGGCUGAUUGGAACAUUUUUGAAGAAUUUUUUAAUUUUGACACUUAUGGCUCAGAUGCUUCUGGAUCAACUAUCGAUGCACUUACUCCACAACUAAAACAUAUGAAGAUAUCACCAAAGAAGUCUCCUUUCAGUGAUUUGAAGCCCCAUAAGAUUAACCAAUUAGUUUCAUCACCAGUUACAACAUCCAAAUUAAUGUCUGCUUAUUCAAUGAACAUGGCCCGGGCGAUUCGCUGGUACGCCACGACGGGUGAUUUGAGUCAUAUUUUGACUCGUAUGCGACAUCUUAUGGCAAUGCAAAGUGAAGAUGGAGACAAUGCACUCCACGACGCUCUUAUUCACAAUCAAACCGAUGUUGUGCGCGCUAUACUGCAUGCGGCUUCCUUUCAUAACACAGAACUGAAUUUCAUCAACGCUCAAAAUAAUGCAAAUCUGACACCAUUACACAUUUCUGUUCUUAAAAACCAAACCGAGGCUACAGCUUUGCUUUUGCAAAGCGGAGCAAACCCUGGAUUGGUGGAUGCUAACGGAAAUACCCCAAUUCAUCUUGCUGCAAUGGACAAACAUCUCAUUGACUGUCUUCAACUACUUUUAAAUACUUCCAAUUGGAAGCCAGCCCAUGCUCUGAAGUUGAAUACGAUAAAUUACGCUGGUCUUACUCCUUUACACAUUGCGGUUAACGCAAUGAACGUGAAAAGCGUAGAAUUGCUACUUGCCAAAGGAGCUGAUGUCAACUGUCAUGAAACAAAGCGCGGGAGAUCAGUUUUACACAUUGCCGUUAAAAAGCAAUCGGAAGAGAUGGUGGCGUUAUUGCUGAGCUGUACAUCUUUGAAUGUGAAUAUGCAAAGCUAUGAUGGAAUGACUGCUUUACAUCUGGCUGUGUUGGACGAACUUGAUCAAAUCUGUAGUUUAUUAAUAAAGAGCGGGGCGGAUCCCUCAAUUCUUAACUACGUGAAUUCUUCCGCAUCGUCGGAAAAUGAAGAAUGUGACGAAAAUGACCCCGAACACUUGUUGGGAGAUGGUAGUGUUGAAAAAGGACAAAGUUCCUUAGAUUUGGCACAGUGCAAUUUAACGAUAGCUAAAGUGUUACGUGAUGGUACGCACUCGUCAACGAGCUUGGCUCCCUGCGAAACUAAUUUUUUGGUGAUGGAUGAAGAUGAGCGGAAAAGUACCGCAUCAGACGCUACUUCAAAUAGUAGAGUUUUGGACUCGGGCAUCGAUUUGAUGACUAGCAAAGAGUUGCCGAAAGAGCUGGACAAACGUAUCAUCAGUGACUUGGCUAACAUAUUAGAUUCUCCCAACAAAGAAUGGGAACAGUUGGCCGAUAGUCUGGAUCUCUUAUUGAGCAUGCGAACCGUUUUGGACAAGCAGCAAAGUCCAACCACGUAUUUGCUAUCAAAUAUGGAUCUUUGGGAAGUGUCGACUCAGGUCGUAUUGGAAAAACUGCAUUUCCUCAAAUUCACAGAUGCUGCGACGCUGCUUGAAAAUUAUUUGGCAACUUAAAAACCAAUUAAGUAUUGGCUAGUU